CUUUAAAUAUUAGGCCUGGGCUUUUAAAAUAUAAAUUAAAACAUAACAAAUUUUUUGAUUGUUUACUUUUGCCCGCUUGAAUAUGUCAAAACCAUGUGGUAAGUGUACUACGUGUCCUUGUGGUGCAGGAUCGAGGCGCGGGACAGCUCAAUCGGCGACUCCUUCUCCGCAGCCUCCACCGCCGCAAACAGAAUCUAUAGCACCUUCGGCGCAGCAGCCAAGGGAAUCAGUAGUGCCGCCAAGGGAAGCGCAACAGCAGGACUCCAUAUCUAUGCAGCAGCCUCAAUAUCAGUCGGCUACUCAAUCCCAACAGCCAUCCCAAUAUCAACAGCAAUCUCAAUACCAACAGCAACCACAAUACCAACAGCAACCCCAAUACCAACAGGAUGUCCAAUUCCAACCACAAAUGCCUGCAAUGGUGUCAUGCAACAACGCAAUACCAGUAAACCAAUGCAAUUUGGCCCAAUGCAAUGCAGGGCCACCACCUCAGCAACAACAAAAUAAAAAACCAAAUGUGGAAUGCUUAUGCGCCAACAAUCGUACGCGCACACAACAGGCGCCCUUGGCUGACAAUUACACAUGCAGCAGGCCAAGACGAGAAGAGAAAGUUCGAACUCAGGAAAUCUGCACUUGCAAACAAGAAGAGACGCCAGCCAUUUGUGAAUGUGCGCCUCCACCAUUGCCACCACCGCAACAGGUAGAACCAUAUAGGGAGCCAACUCAUGCCUAUGUAACUUGUGGGGAACAGCCUACCCAGCAUAACCAAGCUAGAUCGUGCGGCCAGAACCAAUCGCGAUAUCAGAAUCAAGGUCCAUCGAAGUGUGGACAUUGUGCUGGCGAUAGACAAAAGAAGAAAAAAUGCGUAAUACAAUGAGCGCUGCGCUAUCUGUAACA
Molecule: messenger RNA, 894 nt
Organism: Drosophila busckii
Lineage: Eukaryota; Metazoa; Arthropoda; Insecta; Diptera; Drosophilidae
Product: mediator of RNA polymerase II transcription subunit 15
Exons: 2
Coding region: 83-874 (263 amino acids)
Source: RefSeq, a predicted model, not a curated record